Messenger RNA from Adineta ricciae, 720 nucleotides. NCBI's taxonomy places the organism in Eukaryota, Metazoa, Rotifera, Eurotatoria, Adinetida, Adinetidae. The record is from the annotation of a GenBank genome assembly.
AUGAAAGCAACGAAAUUAACAAACGUGUGUUUGUAUAGAUUAUUGUCACUAUCAACUUGCAGAUUCGAUAAAAAAACGGCGGCAUCGAAGGAUUUACUUGCAGAGUAUGAAAAGAAACGGGAUUUUAAGAAAACAAAUGAACCUAAACCAACAGAAGCUCAGCCUGAAAUGAAUCAACAUCGAUUUGUUGUACAGGAGCAUCACGCCUCGAUGUUACAUUUUGAUUUUCGACUUGAAUUAAACGGUGUUAUGAAAAGGUCAGUGCCGAAAGGACCAAGUUUAAAUCCUCGAGAUAAACGUCUAGCAAUUAUGGUUGAAGAUCAUCCAAUUGAGUAUAUGAAUUUUCAAGGAACUAUUCCAAACGGAGAAUAUGGCGCAGGCGAAGUACGAACGUGGGAUAUUGGAACAUAUGAGUCGUUGGAUGACAAUGAUGAUAUGAAUGCGGGUAUUGAUAAAGGCAAAUUAACCUUUCGACUUCAUGGCAAGAAAUUGAAAGGCGAAUUUCACAUGGUUCGUUCGCGAUUCGGCAAAACUCAACGAGAUAAUCAAUGGUUGUUGAUGAAAACGAACGAUCAAUUUGCUGAUGAACAUUUUGUACUCGAUCGUAUCCUUGAUUAUGGUUCACGACGAGAUCUGCAAACAGCAAAGAUUACUACUGGAAGUGAAAAAUGUCCACAAGCUACAUCCGCAUUGCCCAAGCGAACGAAAAGAAAGUCAUAA